GCCACACUCGCCCCUCCCGGCCUCCGCGGCCAAUGAACAGCGGACGCCCCAGGGCUGGGUAAAUCCUAAGCGGCCGGAAUGAUUAGGCCAUGGGGCAGCCCCGCCCCUCUCUGGUCUCGGCCUUCGCGCCCCGCCUUGCGCUGUCGCCGCCCCCCCCGCCCUUCUGCUUGCCAGCGGGGUGACACGGGGCUUAGGCUCGGGAGGGGGGCGAGGGAAGCAAGUUAGACGGCUGCCGAGUGGUGGCGGCGCGGCCCCUAAAAUUUAUUUACUUGCCCAAGUUCCACUGCUUGACGAUACCUUGGAGUAACUGCUGAAACUUUCUUUUAUUGACUAGAAGACAGUUCAUUUGUUUCACUUCUUUUUGUUUUCUCUCCUGCUUUGAGCUUUACUGUAAUGGCUGAAAAACUUGGAAAAUAAAAUGAACAUGCUGUGGUCUUGAACAUAAUUUUUUUUUUUUUUGAGGAAAAGUUAAUGUGGCAGACCGAAAGCCAGGAUGGCAUCCAGAGAGAGGCUCUUUGAACUUUGGAUGCUUUAUUGUACAAAGGGGUUUGGCAGUUUCUCUGGUCUUCAUUUGCAUUCCUUGGCAUAUGUUUUUGUGUCCUAUCUAAGAAAUCUUUGCCUAUCACAGAUUGCAAAGAAAGAUCCAGAUUACCUGAAGUUAUGGUUGGACAGUUUUGUUUCCAGCUAUGAGCAAUUCUUAGAUGUUGACUUUGAGAAGCUUCCUACCAGGGUAGAUGAUGUGCCUCCUGGAAUAUCUCUGCUUCCUGAUAAUAUUCUGCAGGUUCUGAGGAUCCAGCUGCUACAGUGCGUUCAGAAAACAGCAGAUGGAUUAGAGGAACAACAGCAAGCCUUGUCGAUUUUGCUUGUCAAGUUCUUUAUUAUUCUUUGCAGAAAUCUGUCUAAUGUGGAAGAAAUUGGAACUUGCUCGUAUAUUAAUCAUAUUAUCACCAUGACAACACUCUAUAUUCAGCAAUUAAAAAGCAAAAAAAAGGAGAAGGAAAUGGCAGAUCAGACAUCUAUUGAAGAGUUUGUAAUCCAUGCAUUGGCAUUUUGUGAAAGUUUAUAUGAUCCGUAUCGGAACUGGAGACACAGAGUUUCAGGACGUAUCCUUAGUACUGUGGAAAAGAGCAGACAGAAAUAUAAGCCAGCUUCUCUCACAGUGGAGUUCAUCCCUUUCUUUUAUCAAUGUUUUCAGGAAAGCGAACAUCUCAAGGAAAGUCUUAAGUGUUGCUUGUUGCAUCUCUUUGGAGCCAUUGUAGCUGGUGGACAGAGGAAUGCUUUGCAAGCGAUUUCUCCAGCCACUAUGGAAGUUCUUAUGCGAGUUUUGGCAGAUUGUGAUUCCUGGGAGGAUGGAGAUCCUGAAGAAGUGGGUAGGAAGGUAGAAUUAACUCUCAAGUGCCUUACAGAAGUGAUCCAUAUCCUUCUGACUAGCAGCUCUGACCAGCGCCAAGUGGAAACCAGCACUAUUCUGGAGAAUUACUUUAAAUUGCUAAAUUCAGAUCAUUCAGCUUUACCUAAUCAAAGGAGAUCCAGGCAGUGGGAAAGCCGGUUCAUAGCUCUACAGAUCAAGAUGCUGAAUACCAUCACAGCCAUGUUAGAUUGCACAGACAGGCCUGUUCUUCAGGCCAUUUUUCUUAACAGCAAUUGCUUUGAACAUCUCAUACGACUACUGCAGAACUGCAAGCUAUUUUUAAAUGCUAACACUAAGGUGGCAGACAAGAACGAGAAAGAUCUUGCCAACAAAUUACUGACAGAAAUGAAUGAGGACCAGGUGUUUCAGGGACAGUUGGAUUGUUUGGCUAUAUCAACUAUUCAAGCUCUGACAGCAGUAAUGGACAAAUCUCCAGCUGCUAAGGAAGUUUUUAAAGAAAGAAUUGGUUAUACACACAUGUUUGAAGUAUUAAAAUCACUGGGUCAGCCACCGCUGGAACUACUUAAAGAACUUAUGAAUAUGGCUGUAGAGGGUGACCACACUUCAGUUGGGAUUUUGGGCAUUAGUAAUGUCCAGCCUCUUUUGCUUCUUAUCCAGUGGCUUCCAGAGCUAGAAUCCCAUGACCUACAAAUCUUCAUCUCUGAUUGGCUAAAAAGAAUUUGUUGUAUUAAUAGGCAGAGUCGAACUACUUGUGUCAAUGCAAACAUGGGAAUUCGGAUCAUUGAAGCCCUUGAUUCCCAUUCUUCCCUCCAUCGAGCUUGUGCUGAAAACCUGAUUGCACUCCAUGGUUCCCUGGGGAGUCAGUCAGUGAGCUCAGAAGAAGUCCGUCGGCUACUAAGAUUGUUGAGAGUGGAUGAAUCUGAGUAUAUUCACCCAUAUACCAUUCCUGUGACUCGAGCAAUCCUGACAAUGGCCCGGAAACAAAGUCUUGAGAGUGCACUGCAGUAUUUUAAUUUGUCACACAGUAUGGCAGGAAUUUCUGUGCCCUCCAUACAGAAAUGGCCAGGGUCUGCCUUUUCCUUCAAUGCUUGGUUUUGCUUAGAUCAGGAUCAGUUGACUGCUGGCAUUGCUAACAAAGGAGGAAAAAGAAAACAGUUGUACAGUUUUUUUACAGGAAGUGGCAUAGGUUUUGAAGCUUUCAUUACCCAUUCUGGUAUGUUGGUUGUGGCCGUGUGCACCAAAAGAGAAUAUGCAACAGUUAUGCUUCCUGACCACAGUUUCUGUGAUUCCCUUUGGCACAACAUAACGGUUGUUCAUAUGCCUGGAAAAAGGCCCUUUGGUCAAAGCCUUGUCUAUAUCUACGACAAUGGACAGCAGAAGGUCUCUGCCCCUCUCAGAUUUCCAGCCCUGAAUGAACCUUUUACUUCCUGUUGCAUUGGUUCUGCUGGGCAAAGAACGACGACUCCUCCGCCAUCCCAAAUCCCAGAUCCACCCUUUUCUUCUCCCAUUAUCCCUCAUCGGACUUCAUUUGGUGGAAUCCUGUCGUCAGCUUCCUGGGGAGGAACAAAUGAAAAAUCAAAAUUGAUCACCAAAUUGAUAUCAGCUGGAACCCAAGACAGUGAAUGGGGAUGUCCCACAUCUUUGGAAGGUCAGCUAGGGUCUGUUAUCAUCUUCUAUGAAGCACUACAGCCUUCUCAGGUGAAGGCAUUAUAUUUAGCAGGUCCAAACUGUUUAAGCCCUUGGAAAUGUCAGGAGUCUGACAUGGCUGACCUGCCUGGUAACGUCCUUCUUCACUACACACCAAAGGCCUGCAAAAAUCCCAUCUGUCUUGAUUUAUCUACUAAUUGUUUGCAUGGAAGGCUAACAGGAAACAAAGUGGUAAACUGGGACAUUAAGGACAUCAUAAACUGCAUAGGUGGAUUAAAUGUAUUCUUUCCUUUAUUGGAACAAAUCAGCCACUUCAUUGAAGGACAGAUUCCUGAAGGAAUGAAUGAAAGCACAGUUUCUGAAUUGGUAACGCCUGUAGAAGGAGAUUGGGUGGUACUGACCUCCACAAAGACAUCAGAGUCAAGACUAGAGAGAAAUUUAGUUGCAACGUUUAUUUUGAUUGUGAAGCACUUUAUUCAGAGACAUCCUAUCAACCAAGACAACCUUAUUCACUCCCAUGGAGUCGCAACUCUUGGUGCCCUACUUCAAAAGGUGCCAAGCACCUUGAUGGAUGUAAAUGUACUGAUGGCAAUUCAAAUAUUAAUUGAGCAGGUGUCAUUAGAGAAAAAUGUGCAGCUCUUACAACAAAUGUAUCAAUAUUUACUCUUUGACUUUCGUAUUUGGAAUCAUGGAGAUUUUCCUUUUCGAAUUGGUCAUAUACAGUAUCUUUCCACCAUCAUCAAAGACAGCAGGAGAGUUUUUCGAAAGAAAUAUGGCGUUCAGUUUCUCCUAGAUACGCUUAGGAUUUAUUAUGGGACUGGGUGUAGAUAUAAUGAGCUGUCUCUAGAUGAUAUUCGAACAAUAAGGACAUCUUUGUAUGGACUAAUUAAAUAUUUUCUGAGCAAAGGUGGAACUCAUGAAGAGAUACAAAGUAUUAUGGGUUACAUAGCUGCUACCAAUGAAGAAGAACAGCUCUUUGGAAUUUUGGAUGUACUCUUCAGUCUCCUACGUACCAGCCCAACUAGAGGUCAGCUUUUCUUACUGCUGUUUGAACCAGGAAAUGCUGAUAUACUUUAUGCCUUGCUUUUAAAUCAGAAGUAUUCUGACAGACUAAGAGAAAUCAUUUUUAAGGUUAUGGAACAAAUGUUGAAAUGCACAAAUGUUUAUGAACGAAGUAAACAACGUAUUCGACUCAGAGAAGUUGGCUACUCAGGAUUGGGACUCCUUCUCAGUGAGGCACCUGUUAAUACUUCUCUGGUGAAGAACCUCACUAAUCAAAUCAUAAAUACAGAUCCUGUUAUUAAUUUCAAAGAUCUGUUAUCUGUGGUAUAUAUAUCUCACAGAGCAUAUAUAAAUGUCAGAGUGGUCAUCUGUAGAAAGAUUUUACCGAUUCUGCGGUCCCAGCCAGACGCAGCGUACCACAUAUCGCACCAAGUGGGUUGGCAAGACACCUUGGUUAGGCUUCUUCUAAAAGCCAAUUUCGAAAAUGGAAAUACUCUUAACAAGCACAGUAGGGCUGUUUUAAUGAAAGACAAUGACACAAAUAUUUCAGCUGAAGACAUUAAGAGGAACUUUGAUGAAAAGACAGAUGAGGAAAAAAUCAACACUUUUGCCUCGACUAAUGUGUCUUCAGAUCAGUGGAGUUUGGGGGAUCGACACUCCCUAGACUCAAACACGCCAUUAUUUCAAGAAGAUAGCUCUGUAGGAGAAAUGUCUUUCAAAUCAGAGAAUCAAGAAGACUUCUGGCAUAAUAACCCUUCACAUUUGAGUUUAGAUCUCAGUAGAAUUGACUCAUGUGAGCUGAGUGAUAGUGGAAGUCAGAUGCCAGACAGCCUGCCUAGUACGCCAUCCCCAAUAGAGUCGACUAAAUCAUUUUCUGUGCAGUCUGAUAAAGAAAGUGGCAACACAAAUGAUAUGGGCUUUAGUGAUGACUUCUCCUUAUUUGAAAGCCAGGAGAGGUGUGAGGAGGAGCUUCUUCAAUUACUGACAGAUAUUUUAAAUUAUAUAAUGUGCAAGGGACUUGAAAAGUCUGAUGAUGAUACUUGGAUUGAACGGGGACAAGUGUUUUCUGCACUAACUAAACCAGGAAUAUCCAGUGAGCUACUUCGACCUUCAGAUGAAAUAAAACUAAUUUUGCUGCAGAAGAUGUUAGAAUGGGCAGUCACAGAAAACAGAGAAGCAAAAACUAACCCAGGAACUGCUGAAAAUGCCUUCCGACUCAUGCUGAUCAUACAGGACUUUCUGCAGUCAGAGGGACUAGUUAAUUCAAACAUGUGGACUGAAAAGCUUUUAGAGGAUAUAAUGCUGCUCUUCGACUGUCUGUCAGUCUGGUAUGCUGAAAGUCCUGAAUGGGUAAAACUCUCUCAAAUUCAGAUCCAGUUGCUUCUAGGAUUCAUUGGAAAGGGUAAUUUGCAGGUUUGUGCAAUGGCAUCAGCAAAGCUAAAUACACUCCUUCAGACCAAAGUGAUUGAAAAUCAGAAUGAGGCAUGUUAUAUUUUAGGGAAGCUGGAAAAUGUUCUAAGUCAGUCAAUCAAGGAACAAACUGAAAUCUACUCAUUUCUGAUUCCUGUUUUUCGUACCCUGGUUUCCAAAAUUUAUGAGCUUCUAUUCAUGAACUUGCAUCUGCCUUCUUUACCUCUUACCAGUGGUAGCUCCUCAUUUUUUGAAGAUUUUCAAGAAUAUUGUAGUUCAAAUGAAUGGCAAGCUUACAUAGAAAAAUAUAUUGUACCUUAUAUGAAGCAGUAUGAAAUCCAUACGUUUAAUGAUGCUCAUGAGAACAUGGCACUUUAUUGGAAAGAUUGUUAUGAAGCCUUAAUGGUGAAUAUGCAUAAACGAGAUCGUGAAGGAGGAGAAAGCAAACUGAAAUUUCAGGAGUCAUUUGUGGAGCCAUUUAAUCGAAAAGCACGCCAAGAGAACUUGAGGUAUAAUAAUAUGCUUAAACAACUUAGCAGCCAACAGUUAGCCACUCUGAGACGCUGGAAGGCAAUACAGCUCUAUCUUACAUGUGAGAGGGGACCUUGGGCUGAAAGGAAACAGAAUCCAAUUCACUGGAAACUAGCUAAUGUAGAAAAUUAUUCCCGCAUGAGACUUAAAUUGGUGCCGAAUUAUAACUUCAAAACCCAUGAGGAAGCUAGUGCCUUGAGAGAUAAUCUAGGCAUCCAGCACUCACAGCCUUCCAGUGAUUCAUUGCUUUUGGAAGUAGUGAAACAAGUAAAAGUUAGUGAUAUGGAGGAGGAUAAAUUAGACCUACCUGAAGAUGACAUAACAGCCAGAGUAAAUAUUGAUGAGAAAGAAGAACAAGAUCAAAAAGAAAAAUUGGUGUUGACAGAAGACUGUGAACUCAUUACAAUAAUUAAUGUAAUUCCUGGCAGAUUAGAAAUCACUACUCAACACAUUUACUUCUAUGAUGGCAGCAUUGAAAAAGAAGAUGGAGUAGGUUUUGAUUUCAAGUGGCCUCACUCCCAAGUUCGAGAGAUUCAUCUGCGGCGUUACAAUUUAAGGAGAUCAGCCCUUGAGAUUUUUCAUGUUGACCAGUCCAACUACUUUCUCAAUUUCAAAAAAGAGGUUAGAAACAGAGUAUAUAGCAGACUGUUGUCACUUCAUUCUCCAAAUAGUUAUGGAACCAGAUCACCACAGGAGGUAUUCAAAACAUCAGGAUUGACACAGAAAUGGGUAAACAGAGAGAUAUCAAAUUUUGACUACCUCAUUCAAAUAAAUACAAUGGCAGGGCGAACCUAUAAUGACCUCGCACAAUAUCCUGUGUUUCCCUGGAUUUUACAAGACUAUACUUCAGAAGAGUUGGACCUUAAUAACCCAGCUGUAUUUCGAGAUCUUUCCAAACCAAUUGGGGUUGUUAAUGAUAAAAAUGCCAAAGCUACACGAGAAAAAUAUGAAAAUUUUGAGGAUCCGAUGGGAACUAUCGACAAGUUUCAUUAUGGUACUCACUAUUCAAAUUCUGCGGGGGUCAUGCACUAUCUGAUUCGCGUAGAACCAUUCACCUCCCUUCACAUCCAGCUGCAAAGUGGAAGGUUUGACUGUGCAGACCGACAAUUCCAUUCCAUCCCUGCUACCUGGCAGGCUCUCAUGGAUAAUCCAUAUGAUGUGAAGGAGCUUAUUCCUGAGUUCUUCUAUUUCCCAGAGUUUUUGGAAAAUCAAAAUCAAUUUAAUUUGGGUUGUCUACAAGUUUCCAAAGAACUAGUGAAUGAUGUCAUUCUUCCCAAAUGGGCUAAGUCAGCUGAAGAUUUCAUCUGUAAACAUAGGAGAGCUCUGGAGUCUGAGUAUGUUUCUGCUCAUCUCCACGAAUGGAUAGAUUUGAUUUUUGGGUAUAAACAGAGGGGGCCAGCUGCAGUGGAGGCACUCAACGUUUUCUAUUACUGUAGUUAUGAAGGAGCCGUGGAUCUGGAUGCCUUAACAGAUGAGAAAGAAAGAAAAGCCUUAGAAGGGAUGAUUAAUAAUUUUGGGCAAACACCUUGUCAACUGUUAAAGGAACCACACCCUCCUAGAUUAUCAGCAGAGGAAGCAGUGCAGAAGCAGACCAGAACAGACACUUCAACCCUAAACCUAUUUGAACACCUCACUGAACUCAAGUCAUUUUUUAUAGAGGGAAUUAGUGAUGGUAUUCCACUAAUAAAGGCCAUUGUCCCCAAAAAUCAGUCUCGCUCUUUUAUGUCUCAAGGCAGUCCUGAGUUACUGAUAACAAUAAGCAUGAAUAACAUUAUUGGAACACAUGGAUGGCUGCCUUACGACAGAAACAUUUCUAAUUACUUUACAUUCAUCAAGGACCAAACUGUGACAAAUCCAAAAACUCAGCGUUGCAUGAAUGGUCCUUUUGCUCCAGGGCUGGAGGUCACUUCUAAGCUAUUUGUAGUAUCACAUGAUGCAAAGUUGCUCUUUAGUGCUGGACACUGGGAUAAUAGCAUUCAAGUGAUGUCACUCACAAAAGGCAAAAUUAUCUCACACAAUAUCAGACAUAUGGAUAUUGUGACUUGCUUAGCUACAGAUUACUGUGGAAUACAUUUGAUUUCUGGUUCCAGAGAUACUACAUGUAUGAUAUGGCAGAUAACACAACAGGGAGGCAUUCCUGUCGGCUUAGCAUCUAAACCCUUUCAGAUUCUGUAUGGACACACUGAUGAGGUAUUGAGUGUCAGCAUCAGCACUGAACUAGACAUGGCAGUGUCAGGAUCAAGGGAUGGCACCGUGAUUGUAUAUACCAUUCAGAAGGGUCAGUACAUGAGGACUUUACGACCACCUUGUGAGAGUUCUCUGCUUCUGACCAUUCCCAAUUUGGCUAUAUCUUGGGAAGGACAUAUUGUCAUCUACUCUAGCAUUGAAGAAAAAACCACCCUUAAGGGUAAGAAUACAUUGCAUCUGUUUUCUGUAAAUGGCAAGUAUUUAAGAUCUCAAAUCCUGAAGGAGCAAGUCUCAGAUAUAUGUAUAAUUGGAGAACAUAUUGUCACGGGCAGCGUACAAGGGUUCCUGUCUAUAAGAGAUCUCCACAGUUUGAAUCUCAGCAUCAACCCAUUAGCCAUGCGAUUGCCUAUCCACUGUGUUUGUGUAACCAAAGAGUACAGCCAUAUUCUUGUAGGAUUAGAAGAUGGCAAAUUGAUUGUAGUGGGUGUUGGCAAGCCAGCUGAGAUGCGUUCAGGUCAGCUUUCUCGAAAAUUGUGGGGAUCUAGCAAGCGACUCAGCCAGAUUUCAGCUGGAGAAACUGAAUAUAAUACUCAGGAUUCCAAGUGAUUGUUAUUUCUGUCUUCUGUCAUAGAUAACUAAAAUUGAUUUAUUGCUUUGUCACUUUAACCAAUCUCGCAACUAUCUGAAAUGUUUCAGGGCUUUAUUUCUGAAAAUCAUUUAGGGAUUAUCAAAAUUUGGUAUGAUGUGUCUAUACAGAUAUAGGUUGUAUUAUUAUUCAUUUAUUAAAUUUCUGAUCAGAUUUCUUGAACCCAAUCAUAACUAAUUCUUGGUCUGUACUAAAUUGGAAUUUAGAAAAUAUAUUUGAUUAGGUUUAGUGGCCCAUUCCUAAGAAUCAGUAAUCAAAUUUUUUUAAAAACAAAAUUCAAAAAAUGAAGAAAUUAGGCCCAAUUUGAUUAUUCUAAACAGCAAAGUAUUAGGUCGAGAGACAUGGCUUUUAAUACGUUCUUUGAUCAUUUUCCUGUUUGCUGACCACCAUAUAAAAAAGCGCAUCGAUUUAUUUAUGGGACUCCUGAUUGAAGGUAAUAUUUUAAAGGUAUUAGUUGCACAUUUGGAUUUUCAAAACUCUGUAUAAAUUCCAGGCUUCCAUGAUAAGAUGAAAAUAAGAAUAUUGAAACUAAGACAUUUGGUUCAUUCCACUACUUGCACUACUACUUAGCACAUUACUAUUGAGGAUUUAUUCAGAGGUAUUAUUAUCCUUAAAUAAUAAAGGUUGACGAAGAAGAGGAGAAACUAGAGAUAUAUUUUACAGAUGUCGUACAUUCAGAGCAUAAUUAAAAAUGCUGACUGUGAUUUUGACAGUUGGGUCCUUCAGGUAGCAUUUGCAGCAUAAUUUAUAUCUGCAGAGUUUAAAAUUUCUUAGAUUUUUCUUUACUAAGCAAAUAUUGCAGGGCUUUUCCCCUAAUAAUUAGCAGAGUUAGUAAUAAUAUCCAAAUAUAUUACAUCUUUACGUAUGACUUCCGUGUGACUAAUGAAUGAACUGAAAAGACAUGCAUAAUUUAUACUAGUCAUUUAGAUACAGUACUUUUUAAAAAUACAUGCUUCUAUUUCAUGUUAUGUUUAACUUUUAGGAUUACUGUUAAUUUUAUUAUAUAUAGCUAAAUGUUACAUUAUGUAUUUAUUACUCAAGAUUUUAAAGUGAAAGUUCGAUUGAUUUAAUUUAAAAUUCAAAGAGAUCAUUACACCUCAUGCUUUCAUCUUUUGAGUUAGUUUAGAGAGCUUUUACAACUAAUUGUGUUCUUAAUCUGAGAUUCCAUGGGUUUGGGGGAAUUUAUGCAUCUCCUGAAAUUGUGUGGAAAAUUUGUAUGUUAACUGUGCUUUCAGCAAAUAAUGGUUCCAUGGCUUUCUUAAAGGGUUCUGUGAUCAAAUUAAAAAAAAAAAAAGUGAAGGAAGGGUUAAGAAUAUAUUCCACAUAUCAUGUCCAGUUGUCUUCUCAAUUGAAUCUUUGAGAAUAUUUCCCUCUGCAAUUCAUCCCUCCUGUUGACCACAGUAUCUAGUACCCUUUUCUUUACAGUCCUAUGAGUGAGUAAAAUAAUUUAAAAAAGAAAAUCAUUCUGUUUGGGGAAGCCUUUUUUAUAUGUAGAUUUUGUUUUUACGAGUCAGGAAUAAUAAAAAGUUAUAGAAGAAUUUGCUUUCAAAUAAAUUAAAUCCUAUGUUUUAUUCAAUAAAAAUAUUUAUGUUUUAGAGAAAUAACUCUGCAAUAAACUAAUGCAGGAGGUGUAAAAUAGAGCAUUUGUAAAUGUGAAGGUUUCCUUUUUGAAGACUUAAAGAAUUUGUAUAGAAAAAACUCUCAAACCGAGUCAGUAGAGAUAAUUAUGAUUUAUAAGUAAGAUAAAUUGCUUCCAGUAGCUUACUUCAUUUUAUUUUCAUUUUUUUAUUUUGUGGUUUAUUUUGCAAUUUCACAUCAGCAGAACCACCAUGAUUGAUUUUUGAUUUUUAAAAUACUGGUUUUAAAAGCCUCUCUAAAUCAAAAGUUUGAACAUCUUUUGGUUAUUUAUCCAGAGAUUUUGUUGUAAAGAUGCCUUCUUUGUUCUCUGUGUUUAAGAUCACUUAAUAUAGGUUUUGCAAAUUAUUUUUUGAUGCUUAUAAGUUACAAAAAACUGUACUCAUAUUAUCAGAGAGAAAAACCUUAAAUUUAUGCUGUUCGACAGUGCUGCUUUUUAUUUAGGUGGAGAAACUGAACAAGCUUUAUUCAUUUUAUAGCACAAAAAGGAAGAAGUUCUGUUCACAAUAGAAUCGAUAUCUUCGUAGGGUAGUACUAGAUGUUCAGAACAGUAGAAUUACUCUUUUUAUUACUUCUUCCAGAAAGUAAAAAUCAAAAAUGUGGAAUUUUUAAGGAAAAUCCUUGAGAAUGCUAACAGCUGUCUAAAAGAAUGGAACUUAAAAGUUAUCUCCUAAAAUAAAUACAGUAGAACUAUUCACUGAGUAAUAUAUUCCUCUUUCAAACAGUGUAGCACACAGAAUUAAAACUCACUAGAUUAAAUCACUGGAAGCAUACACUUUUGGGGAGUCUGAUAUAUUUAAAUGUUAUCCAUAGAAAUUAUUUCUAUAUUGUGUAAUGAGAAAAAUUAAUAAUACCAUUGCAAUGGAAUAACAGAUGGGCAUUUCAGUUGAUGAAUAUAAUAUCUCUACUUGGCUGUUACAAAGUCCCUUGUCUUUGUAUAACGUUUUGUCAGCUUUUGUUUCUUGACACUGGUGAUUAUGAAAAUAAAAAUCAGCAUAGUGGUGAUGGGAGAGUUCGAUGCUAAGAUACUGAUUUUACUUUUAGAAAGUGAGAUCAAGUAUUAAAACAUAUAGGUGUCCUCAUUUAGAGAAUAAAGAAGCUUUAUAAAAAAUUUUUUCAACUCUCCCAACAGUAUUCUGUCAUUACUUGCAUAAAAUUGGAGGAUUGAAGGAAAAAUAGAUCAUAGCAUGGAGAUAAAGGAACAUAUGAUAUGUAAAAAGGAGGCUUGGCCAGUUGUUGAAAUUCUUUCCUUUUAUCCUGUGAGGCUUAUUUCAGCCAUGAAGAAAUUUCUAUCAGUUUCCGUUAGGGUACAGUGCAUCCUUCUGUAGUAGAAAAAAUGCCAAUUCACUUUGUCACUAGCAAGAAAUAUUAGUGAAGCUUCAUCUUUUUCUCUAUUUAAGGCAUAUAAAAGUUAUCCUUCAAAAAACUGGUACUGAGAGUUAAUUUUAUGCUUCUGAAAAGAAUGAAUGUACCCUCUUAGUUAAAAUAUAAAUUUGAAGGUUGAAUCUUAACCUAGGACUUUUUGUAUUUUGUUUGAAUAGGAGUAAGCAGGGAGAAUUGUUAACUUGGAUUCCAGAUUUUUAUUUAGUGAAGAUAGAGAUAUGGCCUUUGCCAUGUACGUUUUAUAUAAUUAUUACUAAAUAAAUCACUAAUGGAAAUCUCUUAGUUGAAUUUAAAGAGGUUAGCUCCUAUUUAUAUAUUUAUAUUUAUUAAAUGAGUGGCAUUGUCUUUACCACAUUUCCUAUGAAAAGCUGCAAGUGCAUGGACUAUAUUAAAUAUAAAUAUUAAAUAAUAUACAACAUAUAUGUGUAUGUGUGAGUGUGUGUGUGUGUGUGUGUGUGUGUGUGUAAAAGUUGGUCCCUUCAUAUAUAUUGUUAAACCUGUCUUCCAAAAAUAGGUUCUUAAGCCUGUCUUCAGGAUACAGGAUACAAUUUUUGAUUAGGAUAUAAGAAUUGAAAUAUAUCCUUUUUCUUUCUAAAUCUAAUCUCUUAUGUUUUCUUAUAUCAGCCAGACUCCUAGGUUUUCCUAAUUAUUGUUCAUCUUAAUAACUGAAAGUUUUUUUUUCCCAGUAAGUGACCAUUACCAUUCUUAAUAAAUAUCCAUACUCGAUAUUCUCUAUUUGCCUAUUCAUAUAUCAUAUAUACUCAACAUUUGAUUUGUUUCAAACUUUGGCCCCAUCUAGAACAUUGUUCCGUAGAGUUUUCCCAUAUUUAUCAGAGUCCUGGUGGUGCUUUGUCUGAUGACAUUAAAAAAAAGUUACCAGUCAUCAUUUUAAUUUUAAAAUGUUUACUUGGCCACACCAUCUUUAAUUUGAACCUAGCAUUUUCUUAAUUGUUCAUGCCAUUCAGACUUGUCCAUGGAAUUUUAUGAAUAUACAGAUGUCUAGGCAUUUAGGCAUUAGUUGGGACUUUCUGAAUCUCUUUACUUGAUAUUAAAAAAUAUGUAUCUCAGGAUUAUUACAUCUUAAAAUGUUUUCAUCUAUAGAAAUUAUGUCCAUUCAUUUUUAUAAAUCAGAUAAAAUAUUCACAGACUUAUUUGAAAAUUGGCUUAAUCAUUUAUCUUAUAGACAUUUUGUCUAAAAUUUGUUGAGAAUGUCUUUAUUGUCUUCAUUUUACAUGCCACAGAAACAACCAAGUUUCCUGUUUAGUUUUAUUAUUUUUAUUAUGAACUCUCUUCAGGUCUUUUACAUUUGAAAAGUUUAGCUAAUAUUUGCCUCCAAGAAAGGAUGUCUGUUUGCUAGUAUUAGUGCCUACUGACUAUCAGUGAAUAUUUUGCACACUUGAAUUAGGUAAUAUUUUAAAGUGUUAAUAAAAAGUGUAACAAAAUGCUAAAUUUAAAAAUAAUAUAUUUUGUAGACUUGAAGCUUGUAAUCUAUACAAGUUUCCUAAUUAAAAAACAUUGGAAAAAAUUCUCCAAAUAUUCCUGAUGACUUUUGUAUGUACAGCCUCUGUAUGGAAAUAUUCUUUAUUUCAUAUGAAGAGGCCUAGUAUUACAGGGAAUAACACAUUAACGUUUAAGUUAUUCAGGCCUAAACUGGAAAUGACUCAUUUUACUAAGUUAAAAAUGUAAGGCCAUUUUAGAAUAUAUGAGUUAUGGAAUUUUCCACAGUGUAAGAACCUGUAUAAAAGGUGGCUAUAUUAUCAGAUACUUUUCUGGUAGAUUGUGGUAAUUCAUAAAACACAGCUUUAGAUUAUCUCACUGACAUUUGUCAUAGGUGGGUGGUUUCCACAUACAUUGAAGGAUUUGAACCUAUAAAAGUAAUGACUUUAGUGAUAAGCAAAGGUCAGAGAUACAGCAGUAUUUACCUUUGUCUUAAUGUUCAUACCCUUAUUAUGACCUGAAAAUUUAGAAGGAAAAAAACAAAUAGAAAGUCACUAAUUCAACAUUUUUUCCAUGGUACACUUUUAAUAUGUUUCCUUGGAAACUUCUUUUGCAAAUAUAACAACAACACAAUUUUGUCAUUUAAAGAAUUGCCCAUUCAUAUUUCAGAGUCGGCUAAUAGUGGAGUUGUGUUUGUGUGUGUACGUUUUUCCAUUCCACUUAUAAGAUGGCUAUCUCAUUUAAAAUUUAUUUAUAACUUUUUGAGUGUACAAAAUGAUUGUCAUUUUCAAAACAAUGUAAUUUGAAAAUAAGAAGACAAGUUAGGACUUAGAUUGAAAAAUAAAAUUAUAUUUUAUUGAAUAAAAUAAAAACGAUUUUUAAAAAGAAGUCUUAUUCCAAUUGGACCUUUUUGAAUUUUAUUUUGGUAAUAUCUUUCAACUAGAGGUUCUUUCGUAGUCAGUGCUAUUAGCUGACGUCAAGUCUAUCCCAACUCAUGGUGAGUGCUAUCUUUGUUUAUUCUUUUGGAAACAUUUUUCCAUACUAUCCAAGCAGUGCGUUUGACGAUUUAGUCAUGGGCUCAACCUACAAAUUCAUAAAUGCUACUCUUGAAUUUUUAAAGGGAAAAAAGCUCUUAUCUGUGAUAGACAAUUAUUUUGCUCUUCAGAAUGCUAAAAUUACUUAACUCCAUCAAUAGAUACUUUGAAAAGUAGUUCUAGUAGGGAGAUAAUCAAUGCUUAGAUUAACUGAAACAAUUUCAGCCUCAUAGUUUCUUAUGUAAGAAUCGAAGAGAAUAACUAUUUUUUUCUUUGGAAUUUUAAUUGCUUUUCCUAGAUAGUUUUUUAGUGAUAUAUAGUUUCUAUACUCCUUCCAAAAUUAUGUCAUAUUAAAGUAGAUAUUACUGUCAAAGAUCUUUUACAUUUUAGUUUUUUUUUCCUAUUCUGCUAUUACUACUUUCGAAAACUGUGAUUCAUAAAACAAAAAUUUUUUUGUGGCUACUGCUUACCUUAUAGUCAGCUUUACAAAAAAAGGGGAAAAAAAGUUGUUAGAACACCAUGUGCCUGCUCUGUUUUACUCAGAAACUCAACAGAUAUGACUUUCUUGCCCUCAAUUGUGUGCUUUCAUAGACUUGGGGUACAAAAAAAUUCACAAAAAGUAAUCAGUAGACUUGGCCAGACAGCCAUUUUCUGUCAGAAUCAUUGCUAUAGAGUGAAUCUAUUAAGGCAGAAAAAUACCAAACAUAUUUGUCUCUUUUGUCAGUUUUUCUGGGACCCGGAUUAAACAAAGUAUUUCUACCAUAGGAGCAUUUCUAUCAUAGAGGGUGACAGUAACUUGAACGCAUGUAUAUGCACAUAGUUCAAUUCAAAGGGGGAAAAGUUGGAAAUUCAGAACGACUGUUUAAAAAAAGUACUUGGAAAUUAUGCUGCUACUUAGGUGUUUAAGGAAUUCAAAAAGUUGUGUAGCUAUUAAAAGAUGUUUCUUCUUAUUCUACUGGAAUUGACUAUGAAAAAGAGAAUCUUAGGCCUUAUUUAUAUCUAAUUAUUGAUGUACAAACUGUGACUCAGUGGAUAUUUGUAUGCCAAAAAAGAUUUUAAAAGUUGAGCAAGAUUUAGAUUUAACAAAGAUAUAUGAGUAUGCCUAAUUUUGAUUAUCAUUCUCAUUAUCAUGAAGUUACUGUUAGUUUGGUGCAAUACAUUCUUUCCUUCCUUAUCUUUUUAAAAUGAAUUACAUAAGAUGUAUGUUUUAUUUUAUUUGUUACAUCGAGUGCUGUUUUAAUAAUUUUCAAUGUGUGUAUAUGAGCUAAUGUUUGAUUUGUUUUUCUGUAUAGCAUGAUUGAAAAUAAUAAUUGGAAAUUUUGCACUUUUUUUAGUCCCUUGGAAAUUUGUAUUCUAGCAGUUUUUAAGAAUGUACGUUUAUUUUGUACAUAAUAAAUUAGCUUUGUAUAUGAAAAUGGGUUUGGAUCAAAUAAAAAAAUGAUGUUACUUUCUUUAGUGGAUUUGUAAUUCCCAAUUUGUAGUAUCUGAUUGGAACUUAGCCCUGGCUAAGUCAUUAGAGGAGGCAAGGAAUUAAAUGUAGUAUUUGUUAAGCAGCAGAUUAAUCACUGCUGCUUUCUUAUUGCAUAAUUUCGUAUGUGGUCCUAUGUUCACAAGGUCAAUGUUAUGUUCAUUGACCAGUUUUUGUCAGCAUUUAGCCUUUCGUUUAAACAGCACCUUGAAAACUGUCAAUUUUUUUAUCCUAGCUAAGAAUCAUAGCUGUAAAUCUCCAUUUGUGGGUAACCAAAUAAUACAUUUAGUUUUUUUUUUUUAACCUUUAUUUCCUUUCAUAAUUGAGAUCUUUUAUUCAUCAUAUUUUGGCUAUCUAAACAUUGACGUAAUCUUUCUGUUUUUUGUUGAGGUUAAUAGAACCUAAGCCAUAGUAAGACAGAAGCCAGACUCUGUUCCAGAUUUUUGCUUGUACUUUUGUCUCUAGAUCCAGAAUAACAAGACAACAGACAUGAACAUUAAACUUUAUCUAGCCCAGCACCAUCUAUGCUCUUUACUACACUUUUAUUGAAGAUACUUCACUAGAACUGAAAACUUCCUGCAUUAAUUCAUCUGGUGAAAUUUCUCAGUCACUGGACAAUCAAAGCCAGGUUAGUUACAGGUUCAAUUCAGACCACCUUGCUUUUGUGAAGCAAGUCCAGUAAAACUAUACCAGGUUUCAAAUAAAUAUGUUUGUUUCACACAAUAAUAUUGGAACUCAUAUUUUUUUUGCCAUAUAACAUCCGAUCAUCCAUUUGAUGAGAACUGUAGAUCAAACAACUUUUCAAAAGUUUUUUUUAUUGUGUAUUAACAUUUACUAAUACUUUAUUCAAUACUGAACUUAUUAGAAUGACUUUGACAGUCCAUUCAACUUUUGUAAAACUCUUUACCUACGUAGCAUAGCAUGUAAGUUGUAUUUAUUUGAAAGCAAUUCAAGUAUAACUUUGCAGAGAUUGAAAGAGUUAGAGGAAGACUCCAUAAAUAUUGUAAAUGACUGUUAAUUACACUGUAUUCAUAUCAAAUUAUUUUUGAAAGGUGUCUUCAUACAUUAUUCAGUUGUUAACAUAUAGCCUAAAUAUUUUUAAAAGUUAUAUAUUUUCAGAAGGAAAUCCAUGUGCCGAGUCAUCGUAUGCAUAUGAUAUUGUGAUUAUUAGAGAAGAUGAAGAUAGAUUUAAUUAUUCAACCUAGAACAAUAGUUUCAGAAUCUGUUCAAACAUUAUUUGUCAGAACACUACCAAGGAAAGUCACAGAGGCCUUUACAGAUGGGAAAACACAUGAGAAGUUGCUUACAUGAGAACCUGAACACAAGGUCAAAGAGGCGGAAAGGACAUUGACUACCUAAAAAGUAGGAUCCGGCAAAUUUUACAACUGAAAGGGAAUGUGCAGGUCAUCUGCAACUUAUACUUGAGGUGUAGAAGUUUGAGGAACUUUAAUUUGAGGAAACUGUAAAUUCAUAUUGAAAGUGGAAAACCAUUUCAGAUACUUUGGUUUUCCCAUAUUGGUUAAAUAUGUAGCGGUUAUAUUAAUAAUUUUUUUUAGAGCCACAGUAAUACAGAGGGACUCAGCCAGUUGCAGACUUUCUCAGGAUGGUAUGACCCCAAUGAACCUGCCGUAUUUCAAGAUCUAGCCCCAUAAGUAUCCUAAAGAUGAUCAAGUUUGGGAAUGCUACUCAACACAAAUUCAUGAGAGAGUGACUCUAUAGAGUACAAAUUUACUAAUUUAUAAUGCAGUAUUGUAAAAAUGGUGUGGAGGGAGCACCUGAUCUCCUCUAAGUUCACAAGGGGGAAGGAGAAUCAAGAUCAACAGCCCAAGGCUCAUUCCUAUAAGGCAGAGGUCAGACAUGCCUCCUCUCUCUGCCAUCUUUACCAAUUCUGACACCAACCGUCUCUCCCACAGCACUCUUCACUUCUCUGCUGGGUUCGAUAAUUCACUGCGGUGGCCACACACAACUCACAGACAAUGCUCACAAUUAUGGGGCUUAUCAGGGAAGUAAAAGGUUACAACGCAGGCUCAGGAACAUUCAGGAUAUAAUUCUUCCAUCAGGACUGCCUCUUCUCUGCCGUGCUGCAGGCAUGCCUCUUUCUGGCCCCUCAGCUUCUGCCCUGCUCAGGACAGUGUUACAAAGGUCUUCUAGCUCUGCUGGUUAAGUGCCCAGAGGCACCCCAUUCCACCAUUAAGCAAGCUCUCAGUCAGUUUUAGCUCUAUGGGUCCACAAACCUAGCUCCAUCAGGUGGCUGGAGGCACCCUACUCAGCCAGCAAACCUCCUGCCUGAAGGCGCUCAACUUUUUUUGUGGGCCGGGAAUCCCACCGCGCUGUCUCUUGCAGGUCUUUCCUGCCAUCGUUUUCCUGCCACUGCUUCUUUCCAUCUUUUGUGUGACAGCUCUCUGUCUCUCAGUCUCCUGGUUCCAGGAGUGUCUCAGCGCCGGGAUCCCAGGACCAAAGAGUGCGCUCUUGCUCCUGGCUGUUCUUCCUCGGUGGUGGUGGAAUCCUCUUUCCUGCCUAUGAGAUGGAUCGUUUCAAGUCCAGCGGGAUAGCAAAACUGACCAAUUCCCUUGGUGGACCACAAUUACCCUAUUUGCACAAUCCCUUCUAGUUACUUGGGUGGGAGUUACAAGACCAUGGCAAGAAUGGCCACACAAAAGCACACCACAAGUAUAUUAGCCAGCCCUGGGGUGGCACAAAUGGUUAAGUGCUAGACUAGUAACGAAAGGUUGGCAGUUCAAACCCACCCAGAGACACCUCAAAAGUAAGGCCUGACAAUCUGCUCCUGAAAGGUCACAGCCUUGAAAACCCUAUGGAGUGUGGUUCUGCUCUGCACAUGUGGAUCACCAUGGGUCAGAAUCGACUCGAUGACAACUAACAACACUACCCAGUGCUCAUACUCUCAGAAGACAACCUUCGUUCCUUUAUUUCUCACAAUUGCCUUAUAUACCAUCAACAGAUCCCACUGUUUUUAGGUUGCUAUUUUUUAAAUAUAUUAAAACAACACAUGGGAGCACCUUGAAUACAUUAUUCUGAGUUAAAUAAGCCAGACACAAAGGGACAGAUACCGUAUGAUCCCACUUACAUGAAAUAUCUAGAACAGGCAAAUACAUAGAGACAAAGUAGACUAGUGGUUACCAGAGGCUGGGGAGGGGUAUGUGGAGUUAUUGGUCAAUAGACAGGGUUUCAGUUUGGGGUGAUUAAAAAUUUGGAAAUAAAUAGUGAUGCUUGCAAAAAAAAAAAAAUUCUUCUGUAUAUAAAUUAUACCUUUUAAACCUGGAAGAAAAAAUUUUUUUACAUCUAUCCAAGGACUACAAUGACCCAAGACAAUCUGAUUUAGCAUUAUUGUCAAUAGUACACAAAUGAUGUUAAAAUCUUGAUUAUAAAAAUAAUAAUCUUCCUGAAAUGAAGGGAACAAUAAAUGUUUGAAAUGAAUGUAUGUUAUGAAUCAUGUAUCUAUAUUUUAUUACUCACCCAAACAUCACUAUACCAUUAUAAAAUACUCAAACAUGAGACAAUUAAGUUCAGCUAUCUUUGAUAUUUUGCUGACCUUCAGUCAUAAAAACCAUAACUUUACACAUUUUAAUUUUGUUACUGCGAAAGUUUAUUUUUCAGGGUAGAAAAAUAGAAUACCAUUUAUUUAACAUUUUGUUGAUUUGUGACUUAUUUUGACAUACGCCAACCAAAUCUACACCAAUAUCCACAUCUCCAUAAACCUUUG
Messenger RNA from Loxodonta africana (African savanna elephant), 19473 nucleotides. It is a transcript of the gene NBEAL1, whose product is annotated as neurobeachin like 1. Lineage: Eukaryota; Metazoa; Chordata; Mammalia; Proboscidea; Elephantidae. Gene Ontology annotation, biological process: intracellular protein localization. Bases 494 to 8755 code for a protein of 2753 amino acids. The record is from RefSeq and is a predicted model, not a curated record. Gene Ontology annotation, cellular component: cytosol; membrane. The transcript has 58 exons. Gene Ontology annotation, molecular function: protein kinase binding.